AUGAAACAAAUUGUAAAGAUCGUGAAUUUUAUAAGUUCAAAUGAACUGAACCGCAGAACGUUCCAAGAGUUUUUGAAAGAACUUAUAUCACAAUACGGGGACGUGCUUUACCAUAUAGAAGUAAGAUGGCUGAGUAAGGGUAAAGUUUUGGAACGUUUCUUCAAUAUUCGUCAUGAGAUUACUCUGUUUUUAGCUACAAAGGAAAAAGAGUAUCCUGAUGUUUAUGAUUUUAGUUGGUGGUUCAAAGUAGCGCUUCUCACUGAUAUAAUGGGCAUUAUGAAUAAAACACUGACUCGAUUGCAAGGACACUACAAUAAAAUUGUAACGAAAAUGAUUAGUAUUGUGUUUUCACAGGAACAAAAACUCAAUAUAUAUAUCGAAGAAUUGUCAAACAGUGAUUAUUCUAGCUUUCCUUCUGUUAAGACUUUGUUUGAUGAAAAUCCAGAUGAAAGUCAAGAUGUUACUGAUUUAAUAAAGCUGUUAACAGAUCUAAAGAACGAAAUGUCUUUGAGGUUUAGUGACUUCAGGAAGUAUCAAGAACCAUUUCGCUUGGUGGAAAAUCCAUGGUUAAUUACAACAGCAAAUAUAGCUCAUCUUUCUGAUCAUUCUUUGGAUACAAAGCUAGGGAUUUGA
Messenger RNA from Sipha flava (yellow sugarcane aphid), 633 nucleotides. RefSeq names its product general transcription factor II-I repeat domain-containing protein 2B-like. The coding region runs from base 1 to 633 and encodes 210 amino acids. The transcript has a single exon. NCBI's taxonomy places the organism in Eukaryota, Metazoa, Arthropoda, Insecta, Hemiptera, Aphididae. The record is from RefSeq and is a predicted model, not a curated record.